AUGCACGUCCUCCAACUCCUCCAACUCCUCCUGGUCCUUGGCUUUGCCUUGCUGUCCCAAGCCCGCGUGUCCACCGAGUUCGCCAGCCAUGCCGUUGGUUUCUUUGAGAUCAAGGACUUCCUCGUCUCUGACGUUGUCUACACCGAGGUCAGCAACCGCCGUCGUCAGACUUCGAACCACACUCUGUCAUUUCACUUCGCCGAUCCCAAUGCCAACAGCAGUAUCUCCUGCGGCGACUCCUGGUUGCAGGAUGCCCAGGGCGCGGCCCCCACCACCAGCUUCUCCAUCUGGAAGUUCACCCAGUUCACCACGGGCGCAAACUUCUCCCUGGCCCUCGCCCACUACUUCUCCGACCCGUCCCACUACCCGCCACCAUACGACUACGUCGAGUACUUUGCCGACCUCGCUCUCACCCCGGCGUGCAGCAUAGCCCGCACAUCUUCACGAUGCAUCGCCAGAGGUCCCAUCGCAGCUACCAUCAACCGCAUCUCAAACUAG
Messenger RNA from Drepanopeziza brunnea f. sp. 'multigermtubi' MB_m1, 498 nucleotides. NCBI's taxonomy places the organism in Eukaryota, Fungi, Ascomycota, Leotiomycetes, Helotiales, Drepanopezizaceae. The record is from RefSeq and is a predicted model, not a curated record.